AUGAAGGACGAAAGCGGCAGCGAGAAUCUGCACAUGGAUGACAGACUAGCACCGCAACUCAAGUUCGCAGAUCCGAAGCUGCCCGUCGCCAUGCCGCCGAAACCCUCCGUCGAGGUCAAGUCGCAGCUGCAGCAGACAUGGAACACCAAGAACUUGGGCCUACGGCUCGCCGCUGACUUUGCCAGCGCGGCUUGCGCCGCCUCCAUGGUGGCGCCCUUGAUCUCCGUCAUCGACAGGUCCAUCAUGGAAAACGCCUCGGGCCGUCAGACCAUGUCCCAGGCCCUCAAGUCCGUGCUAGGCACCCUCCUCACCCGCCCACACACACUGCUCUUCUCCAAGCCGGUCGCGCUGAUCUUCAUGGUGUACGGCGGCACCUACCUCACGGCCAACACACUCGACACAGCGACGUCCACGCUACAUAACAAGCCGGCCUCGCACGUGGCCGCGGGCCCGCUCAAGUUCGCCUCGGGCAGCGCCGCCAACGUCGGCAUAGGCAUCUACAAGGACCAGGUGUACGUGAAGCUGUUCGGGCCCUCAGGCCCGCCGCGGCCGGUGCCGCUGCCGAGCUACGUGCUGUUCACGCUGCGCGACUGCAUGACCAUCUUCGCGUCCUUCAACGUGCCGCCGCUGCUGGGCCCGGUGCUGAGCGCGCGCAUGUCGGCCGAGCUGCAGAAGCAGGUCUCGGGCCAGACGCUCGCCCAGUUCGCCGCCCCGGCCGCCGUCCAGCUGUUCAGCACGCCCCUGCACCUGCUGGGGCUCGACCUGUACAACCGCCCGGCGCAGACCUGGGCCGAGCGCCUCGCCGCCGUCCGGAAGAACUGGGCCGUCAGCGUCGCGGCCCGCGUGUGCCGCAUCGUGCCCGCGUUUGGCUUCGGCGGUACCGUGAAUGUCAAGGUGCGGAAGAACCUGAUGGAGAAGCUGGCGUGA
Neoarthrinium moseri is the source of this 927-nucleotide messenger RNA. RefSeq lists its product as uncharacterized. NCBI's taxonomy places the organism in Eukaryota, Fungi, Ascomycota, Sordariomycetes, Amphisphaeriales, Apiosporaceae. Bases 1 to 927 code for a protein of 308 amino acids. The record is from RefSeq and is a predicted model, not a curated record. Gene Ontology annotation, cellular component: mitochondrion. The transcript is spliced from 2 exons.